GCGGGACGUGGCUCAGGAAAGGGACAAGGUGGGGCGCUGUGUGUGGGUGACCGGGCAGCCGGCACCGUGCAUGGCGUGGCAGGUGAGUGUGCCCGAGCUGGAGGACCGCCUUCAGUGCCCCAUCUGCUUGGAGGUCUUCAAGGAACCCAUGAUGCUGCAGUGUGGCCACUCCUACUGCAAGGGCUGCCUGGUGUCCAUGUCUCGCCACCUGGACUCGGAGCUCCGCUGCCCAGUGUGCCGGCAGGAGGUGGAUAGCAGCAGCUCCCCGCCCAACGUCUCCCUGGCGCGGGUGAUCGAAGCCCUCCAGCUCCCUGGGGACACGGAGCCCAAGGUCUGUGAGCACCACCGGAACCCACUGAGCCUCUUCUGUGAGAGGGACCAGGAACUCAUCUGCGGCCUCUGUGGCCUGCUGGGCUCCCACCAGCACCACCGCGUCACGCCCGUCUCCACCGUCUACAGCCGCAUGAAGGAGGAGCUAGCGGCUCUCAUCUCUGACCUGAAGCAGGAGCAGAAGAAGAUGGAAGAGCAUAUCGCCAAGCUGGUGAACAACAGGACCCGGAUUGUCAAUGAAUCCGAUGUCUUCAGCUGGGUGAUCCGCCGCGAGUUCCAGGAGCUGCAUCACCUGGUAGAUGAGGAGAAGGCCCGGUGCCUGGAGGGUUUGGAGGGUCACACGCGCGGCCUCGUGGCCUCCCUGGACAUGCAGCUGGAGCAGGCCAAGGGCACUCAGGAGCGGCUGGUCCAGGCCGAGCACGCGCUAGAGCAGUUCAGUAAUGAGAGUCACCACGAGUUCAUCCGGAAGUAUCACUCCAUGGCCUCCAGAGCAGAGCUCCAGCAGGCCCGGCCUCUGGAAGGCGCCUUCAGCCCCAUCUCCUUCAAGCCGGGCCUCCACCAGGCUGACAUCAAGCUGACUGUGUGGAAAAGGCUCUUCCGAAAGGUUCUACCGGCCCCGGAGUCCCUCAAGCUGGACCCCACCACCGCCCACCCCCUCCUGGAACUCUCCAAGGGCAACACGGUGGUGCAGUGUGGGCUCCUGGCCCAGCGGCGAGCCAGCCAGCCGGAGCGCUUUGACUACAGUACCUGCGUGCUGGCCAGCCGGGGCUUCUCCUGCGGCCGUCACUACUGGGAGGUGGUGGUGGGCGGCAAGAGCGACUGGCGCCUGGGGGUCAUCAAGGGCACAGCCAGUCGCAAGGGCAAGCUGAGCAAGUCCCCGGAGAAUGGCGUGUGGCUCAUCGGCCUGAAGGAGGGCCGGGUGUACGAGGCCUUUGGGUGCCCUCGGGUGCCCCUGCCCGUGGCCGGCCACCCCCACCGCAUCGGCGUCUACUUGCACUACGAGCACGGGGAGCUUACCUUCUUCGAUGCCGACCGGCCCGAUGACCUGCGGCCGCUCUACACGUUCCAGGCUGACUUCCAGGGCAAGCUCUACCCCAUCCUGGACACAUGCUGGCACGAAAGGGGCGGCAAUGCGCUGCCUAUGGUGUUGCCCCCGCCCAGCGGGCCUGCCCACCUCACCCCCACGCAGCCCACAAAGCUGUAGGGCUACUGGUCAGUGUGCCUGCCCACGGGCUCUUCCCAGCCGGGCUCCGCUGGGUCCAGCGUGCAGAGAGGAUGUUCCCACACAGAAUUUCUCCAUGUCAUUGUGAACUUAAGGAUAAUAAAUUUGAUAUCAUCUUUCUCUUUAAGUGAUUUGCAAGUGUUAACUGCUGU
Messenger RNA from Hyaena hyaena (striped hyena), 1704 nucleotides. It is a transcript of the gene TRIM50, whose product is annotated as tripartite motif containing 50. Lineage: Eukaryota; Metazoa; Chordata; Mammalia; Carnivora; Hyaenidae. Gene Ontology annotation, molecular function: zinc ion binding; protein binding; ubiquitin-protein transferase activity. The transcript is spliced from 7 exons. The record is from RefSeq and is a predicted model, not a curated record. Gene Ontology annotation, biological process: protein ubiquitination. The coding region runs from base 71 to 1534 and encodes 487 amino acids.